CCAACAAGAGAUACAUCCUUUCGUAUAAUCGCUUCUGUAAUGCGAAAUAUCUCUACAUCGGCGUGGGCAACUGAUAGUUCCUUUGUACUUCCAUUCUGGCCCAAGAAAGAAGACCAACAACUUGACCCAAAACUCAACUCAACAUAUGGAAACUGGAAGGCGGGUACCACUGUUCUGCAGGCCAGUUUCGAGUGUCAAAAUAUGACCAUUAGUCAAUCGAUCGUUCGGAAGCCAUAUGAGAUCCUUGACACACAUCCGAGCCUGCAAAAGGGAAUUCAACCUAUGGUCGUAUUCAACAUCUCGUCCGCUGACGGCUGUGACUACGAAUUGAGUCUUCAUGCUGUAGGUUCCCAAUUGUCUUAUGGUGGAAUGCUAUGGUCUGAUACGUCGGUUCUUCAUGAAAUUAGUACUACUCACCGCUUACAACCGGGUUAUCACCCUGCGCCUGAAAAGGUCGGCCCAAUGUCACCAUUCGCUCGGGUCAACAUUACAGAACAAUGCAGGAAUAGAGAGAUUAUCAUCGCCAACACAGCGUGGACAAAGCCAUGGCUCUUCGAUGGCAUGCAAUAUCUUCAAGGACUGCCAGAAAACGCAACUUAUGAGCAAAGACCCAAUUUUCGGAUGCGAGCGCUUCUCUGUGAUACUCGUUAUUCCAUGGUAGAAAGAUCCAUGUCUGCUUCAAUUUCUAGUACAGAGACUGUGCUGGAGAAUGCCCCAGGCGUUCAAGGGGAGCUAAAGAAAAUACCAGAAAACAUGUUCAAUACUACAAGAUUCCGGGAAUCUAGUCUCCACGACAACUGGCGGUCAUAUGUACUUCGAUCCCGGUACGAUCCUCAUGUAGAUCAAAGUAACGACACCAUCGAAUCGAGGAAUGCCGAGUUCACCGGUUUAUCUGCGGUUCUGGGGGCUUUCUACUCUUAUAAUUUAUCUAAUGUCAUUGACGAGCCACGCUUGAUCGAAACAGCAGCAAAGAUUAGGGGAAGGAUUUUUGCGGAAACUAUGCAAGACAUUGUGACAACGGCAUCAGCGGUCAGUAGAGAAACCAUGGAGGGACUAGUAGCCAACGUUGAGAACCGCGUUGUUGUCAUUACUGAGGUCGGAGUCACGAUUGCUGUUCUCUUUUUUACAUCUUUCAUCUUACUACUCCUCGUUCUGUGGUUUUCUCGAUUGGCGCGCCGGCCACUGAACUUGCAGAGUGACCCUGCCAGUACGGUUGGUAUGGCUGCAUUACUUGAUCCAGGGCGGGCAAGGACCUCUACCUUGAGAACCAUGCACAAGGCUUCAAAGAACGAUCUGUACUCUGCUCUUCGGAGAGAUAAGUAUUCAACGUUUGGUUCGGCCCUCCUGUCUGAGGGGCCUGUUACUGGCGCGUUCUUUCUCUCGUUGAUAUUGAUUGCCAUUUUGAUCUUGAAUGCGUUCUCGGAGCAAUCGCGCCUGUCGCAACUUGCUUUCAUUUACGAAGCGGAUGUCUCGAAGUUCGAUUUGAGUUUUAAGACUUUCGCUCCGAUUUCGAUUGUACCAACCGUGGUAUCGGUCAUCAUUGGAUUAUGGUGGGACCAGCUUGAUCAGUCGUUCCGCAUCCUACAACCAUACAUAGCGCAAUCGCAAUCGCCGACGCCCAUUCAUUCAGGUGCUGGGUUGACAUAUCGAUCGAAAACGUGGAUGGGGGCAGCCAUCAAGGCCCUGAGACAUAGGCACUUCGUGCUGUUCACGAUCUGUCUUGGAAGCACGCUUUGUCAAGUUUUGACUGUAUCAAUGUCUGCUCUUUUCGAAAGAAAACCAGACAUUGUUUCAGAGCAAGUACCGAUCAAUCGAACCUUAGAAUUGCGCCAAAUCCCAAUUAUCACAGACAUAACUUCAAGAAACGAUUCAGUAGGCUUUGAGCCACGUUCCAUUAUGGAUGGAUUCUUUAAAGACUUCAACGGAAACUUCCUUGACGGUGCUACAGUGGAAGUUAUGACAAAUGCUUCUAAACCUACCUGGAGCCAUAACGAGUGGAGCUUUAUCCCGGUAGAUCUCUCAGUCAUACCCGAUAUGGAUCCAGCACGGCGUCCCGGAGACACGGCAAACAAGGGCACAGUAUUCUCGCCUACGAAUGUUACCGUCAAUACCCCGGCCAUUCGUGCUAGAUUGGAAUGUAGUGUCAUUGAGGAGAUGGCUGAUCAGAACUCCUGGUUGGCCACAUAUAAGGAUCUGAAAACCAGAGAACGGAAUCAGAGCAUAACCCUGUUGAAGAAGAGUUAUGGCAUCAAGUCGAGUUUCUUCCAGGAACUGAAGAGCAGCGAUUCAGACUCAGAAUCCAUGAAUACAUCUCGGGAUUUCGAAUUUGGCUGCUGUGCCAAUGGGACUGAAGGCAACUUUGGAAUGGCUACCAUCGCAUAUUGGUCAGUGUUCAAUUCGACGCGGGAAGGCCUCUUUGGAGGACAAGAUUCCGACUGGCCUGUCACCUUCAUACCUAAAUGGAUCAGAGGAAAAGGCCGAUUGUGGAAUGACGAAGAUUCAGGCGAUGUAGAUGUAUUCGUCUUUGAGGAAGCCCCGAGAAUGCAGGCUGCGCGUUGUUCGCCAAUCAUUGAGACAGCCGCAGCAGCAGUCACCGUGGAAAAGCAAUCGAAGGCUGUGGAAUCGUACAGGAUCCUGAACAGCCCAGUUCCUGCAGAUUCCGCCUGGAUGGAAGUUUUUGGACGUCACCAGCCUACGCCUAUGACCCGAUCGUACUCGGACGGGUUCGGGUCGAGCAUUACUACCAGUUACGGCGUGUUGUUUUUCUUGGCCCUGUUUUCCUUGGUCGAGCCGGCUCGUAGUGUGUUCUACCAGCCCGAUAGCUUCAGGAUCGUAGACCGUGAAUUUGGAAUGAACAUGGACUACAUCUCCUAUGCGAUGUUCCUGCUCGCUGGCAAAGACCAAGACGCCCUGCUGAACUACGACACUCUCGUGGACAGCGCAAAUCGCACACUGCAGACCUACUUCCAGCACUAUGUUGCCAAUAAGCUCUCGCUGCAGGAUGGCGGAUUUGCUUAUCAGAAAAUUGGUGACAAUUCCAUGGAUUCACUCCCACCAGCUGUGGACGAUACCUGGACGGUCGAGCAGCCCGAAAAGGUGUACCCAAGCCUCAACACCAAUCGAGGAGGCAUCGCCCUAGUGACGAGCCGUUUUCAGAUCUUGCACAUGAACAGCGUGGCUACCUACCUCAGCGCUGCCAUUCUGAUCUGGCUCAUCGGCACUUCGGUCGUGGUAGCUGCUCUGCAGCGCAGAUACACUCGCUACAUGUUGCGGAAUGUCGACUCCAUCGCAGAUGUACUCGUCCUGGUUGCUGGCUCUGAAAACUUCUUAAGCCUGGUGCAGCAGAGGGGCCUGACAUUGAGACGUGAUCGAGACAUCAAGACAAAGCUGGGAUGGUUCAAGGGGAAGGACGGGGAAGUUCGAUGGGGUGUGGAGAUCGUUGGAGGGCCCGAUGCUGUAGAAUGGGUGGAUAGCCCGGCGAACGCUGCGGCGAUCGCGAAGAAGCCUAAUUUUGUACGGAGGACCACGGGCGGGCUGAUCAAGGUUGUGACGAGGGGGAAGACGUCGAAGACUAAUGUUGCCACGAGCCCUUAG
Molecule: messenger RNA, 3594 nt
Organism: Aaosphaeria arxii CBS 175.79
Lineage: Eukaryota; Fungi; Ascomycota; Dothideomycetes; Pleosporales
Exons: 4
Coding region: 40-3594 (1184 amino acids)
Source: RefSeq, a predicted model, not a curated record